Messenger RNA from Schistosoma guineensis, 444 nucleotides. The record is from the annotation of a GenBank genome assembly. NCBI's taxonomy places the organism in Eukaryota, Metazoa, Platyhelminthes, Trematoda, Strigeidida, Schistosomatidae.
AUGAUUUCUUCUCGUUUCGGGAUAUGCCAGUCAGCUAUUACAAAAUGUAUAAAACAGCAUGCUUUGGCGUAUCACAAGAAUGUCAUAGAUCAUUAUGAGAACCCUCGUAAUGUAGGCUCAUUCGAUAAGAAAGACAUGUCUGUCGGUACUGGUUUGGUUGGUGCACCGGCCUGUGGAGAUGUUAUGAAGCUCCAAAUAAAGGUGGAUGAAAAUGGGAAAAUAAUAGAUGCAAAGUUUAAAACAUUUGGUUGUGGUUCCGCAAUUGCAUCCAGUUCACUGGCAACUGAAUGGGUUAAAGGCAAAACAAUUGAUGAAGCUGCAAAAAUAAAAAAUAGUGAUAUUGCCAAAGAACUAAAACUUCCACCUGUCAAAUUGCACUGUUCUAUGCUUGCCGAAGAUGCUAUCCAGGCUGCUAUUAAAGAUUACAAGAAAAAGUCUACUUGA